AAUAAAGGAGAAUUGGUGAUGGAGGCAUUGUUGGAGGGGAUGCAGAGUCGGGGACAUGGUGGGGGAUUUUUGACAUCCUGUGAAGCAGAACUGCAGGAGCUCAUGAAGCAGAUCGACAUAAUGGUGGCCCAUAAAAAAUCUGAAUGGGAAGGUCAGACACAUGCCCUGGAGGCUUGCUUGGACAUCCGUGAACAGGAACUUAAGGCUCUUAGGAAUCAGUUGGAUAUGAAGCACAAAGAGGUUGGAAUAUUGUGUCAGCAGGUAGAAGAACAUGAGAAGGUCAAGCAAGAAAUGGCCAUGAACUACAAGCGAGAGUUGAUGAAACUACACGAAGAGUUAGACAAACUGAAGAGAAGCUAUGAAAGGCUUCAAAAGAAGCAUGUACGGGAUUCCCGAGGAAGCACCAGGUGUCAGAGGGAGGAUCGGUGUGAAAUUGAGAGGCUGACUAGCAAAAUAGAGGAAUAUCGUCAGAAAUCACUGGACUGGGAGAAACAGCGCCUUAUUUAUCAGCAGCAGAUCGCUUCUCUGGAGGCUCAAAGGAAAGCUCUGGCUGAACAGUCAGAGAUAAUUCAGGCUCAGCUCGCCAACCGGAAGCAGAAGUUAGAGUCCGUGGAGAUGUCCAGCCAGUCGGAAAUCCAGCACCUUAACAGUAAGUUGGAGCGGGCCAAUGACACCAUCUGUGCCAACGAGCUGGAGAUCGAGCGCCUCACCAUGAGGGUCAACGACCUGGUGGGGACCCACAUGACUGUCCUGCAAGAGCAGCGGCGCAAAGAGGAAGAACUGAAGGAAUCAGAAAAACUAUUAGAGAUAUUGCGAGAAGAGAAGAGAGAAUUGAAGGUAACACUUCAGUCUCAAGAAAAUCUGAUCCAUGAAGCCAGAUGUCAAAAGGAGAAGCUGCAGGCAAAAUUAAGAGCCUCUGACACUCAGCACGCAGUAGAGAUCAUUAGGUCUCUGGAGGAACCUCAGUCGGAAAGGAGGUACAGCUCCCAGGGGCAGGGGGACUUAGAGAGCUCGCUCCCACUGCUGGGCCUCAGCCGCACGAGUGAGGAACUCCUGCAGGCAGAGGUGACACGUCUUGAAGGCAGCUUGGAAUCUGUGAGUGCAACGUGUAAACAGCUGAGUCAAGAAUUAAUGCAAAAAUACGACGAAUUGAAGAAGAUGGAAGGAUGUAACAAUGAGUACAGAGCAGAGAUUAAAAAAUUGAAAGAACAGAUUUUACAAGCGGAACAGAGUUACAGUUCUGUCCUAGAAGGAAUGAAGGUUGAAAUCGCCCAGCUAACCCGGGAGCUGCAUCAGCGAGACAUCACGAUUGCUUCCACUAAAGGUUCUUCCCUAGACUUGGAGAUGCGGCUCAGAGUGGAGAUACAGAAGGCGGAGGAGAAAGCAGUGGAGCACAAGGAGAUUUUGAGUCAGCUGGAGGCGCUCAAGUUAGAAAACCAUCGUCUUUCGGAAACAGUCAUGAAAUUGGAAUUGGACUUGCAUGAGGCAAAAGGGAUUUCUCUAACAGAUCUCCAGGAGAAUUAUAUUGAGGCAUUAAAUAAAUUAGUGUCUGAAAAUCAACAACUGCAGAAAGAGUUGAUGGAUACCAAAUCUAAGCUGGAGGUCUCCACUCAGAUGAGUCCCCCCGAAAAGGACAGGAUUUUUAAUGUGGCUUGCGACAGAGCUCCUGGGUUCAAGAAUGCUGAGUUCAAGCCAGCCCAUGGCCAUCACAGACGGGAUGGAAUAAAGAUUGAGUUCUACAAAUCAGGCCUUCUGUCCUCUCCAAAAAGACACACACUGGAAAGCUUAGACUCUGUGUCCAGAGCCCUCAGCGCUCUGAGCCCUCGGAGCAGCCCUGACAGCUCCCUCAUUUCUGUACCUUCCAACUCUCUGUGUAAAUCUGAAUCUUCGCCUUCCAUGCCUGAGACUGUGUCUGAGAUGAUGCAUGACCAGGAAGAGUUUAUAUCUGUGUGUGCCUUGCCGGUGUCCCCCCUUGGAUCCAUAGCUACAAGAUUUUUAGAAGAGGAGGAAGUGAGGUCUCACCACAUUCUGGAACGCCUGGACGCUCACAUUGAAGAGCUGAAAAGAGAGAGUGAGAAGACAGUGAAACAGUUCACAGCUCUAAAGUAG
Messenger RNA from Elephantulus edwardii (Cape elephant shrew), 2109 nucleotides. It is a transcript of the gene CEP63, whose product is annotated as centrosomal protein 63kDa. The transcript has 14 exons. Gene Ontology annotation, biological process: centriole replication; de novo centriole assembly involved in multi-ciliated epithelial cell differentiation. The coding region runs from base 19 to 2109 and encodes 696 amino acids. Lineage: Eukaryota; Metazoa; Chordata; Mammalia; Macroscelidea; Macroscelididae. Gene Ontology annotation, cellular component: centriole. The record is from RefSeq and is a predicted model, not a curated record.